UUAGGCAAAAUAAUGCCAGUGAUUCUGCAGAGUAAACCUGUCAGGUCUCUUGGAAGACAAACUUUGCUGUCUGACUGACUAUCAGAAAACGCCUGCAAGGUAACAAUGGCAGGUGAAGACUGCGUAAGAAAGCGCCAAUCUGGCUCUACUACAACCUGUAAGACCCCUGAGAAUGAAGAAAAGCAGAGGAGACGUGAGAAUGAGAGGUCAUUUCAAAACUCAAGCAAUGGCUGGGUUGAUGUUGACCAUGUGAUAACAAGGAAAAUGCAGCUAAUAGCAGAAGCUGAGCAAUUGAAGCCAGUUUUCAUGAAGGAGGUAGACAGUCACUUCACAGAGUUUGUGAACAGUUUAGUGGCAAAGUCAGCACUCUUGGAUUCCUCAUCUUCAGCCUCCCUCUUCCCGGCUUCCUGCUCAGAGAAGGAACUGUACAAAGCCAAGACCUUGAGGGCCCCUCCAGAACAUGGGAAGAUCUUUACUGCCAGAAGGUCCUUAUUGGAUGAGCUGUUUGAAGUGAGUCACAUCAGGACAAUCUACCACAUGUUCAUUGCUCUUCUCAUAGUCUUCAUCCUCAGCACACUUCUAGUAGACUUCAUUGAUGAAGGAAGGCUGGUCCUAGGAUUUGAUCUCUUGGUCUUUGUUUUUGGAAAGUUUCCAGUUGUCUUCUGUACUUGGCUGUGCAUGUUCUGUGCCACCGUUAUCGUUCCAUACAACCUUUUUGCCUGGUGGGCCCAAGGCUACGGCAGUUCCUCCCAUCGUGUAAUCCACUCAUUCUUCUAUGGGAUGUUGUUCACACUCUUCCAAACAGCUGGGCUUGGAUUUGGACCAACCUAUGUUGCUAUAUCAUAUGCCCUGCCUCCAGCUUCCCGUUUUAUUGUAAUACUGGAACAGGUUCGUCUAGUUAUGAAGGCUCAUUCAUUCAUCCGGGAGAAUGUCCCCAGAGUCCUGUCCUCUGUAAAGGACAAAUCAGGCACAGUACCUAUUCCGAGAAUUUCUCAAUACCUGUACUUCCUCUUUGCUCCCACCCUCAUCUACAGAGACAGCUAUCCCAGGAAUCCCACGACAAGAUGGAGCUAUGUUGCUACCAAGUUUGCACAGGUGCUUGGAUCACUUUUCUAUGCCUACUACAUCUUCGUGAGACUCUGCAUUCCUCAGUUCCGUAACAGCAGUCAAGAAACCUUCAAUCUUCGAGGGCUGGUCCUCUGCAUUUUCAAUUCCAUUCUGCCAGGGGUUCUGAUUCUCUUCCUGGUUUUCUUUGCCUUUCUUCACUGUUGGCUCAACGCGUUUGCUGAGAUGAUGCGCUUUGCAGACAGGAUGUUCUACAAGGACUGGUGGAACUCCACUUCCUAUGCAAACUACUACCGAACCUGGAACGUGGUAGUACACGACUGGCUUUAUUACUAUGCCUACAGGGACUUUCUUUGGUUUUUUGGUAAGAAGUUCAAGGCAGCAGCUAUGCUGUCUGUCUUCACAGUGUCAGCUGCUGUGCAUGAAUAUGUUCUGAGCAUCUGCUUCGGCUUCUUCUAUCCAGUUCUCUUUUGCUUGUUCAUGUGCUUUGGAAUGCUCUUCAACUUCAUCCUUAAUGACCGUCGGAAAGGGCCCAUCUGGAACGUGAUCAUGUGGACUUCCCUCUUCCUGGGCCAAGGUGUCAUCAUCUGCCUCUACAGCCAGGAGUGGUAUGCCCGCCAGUACUGCCCUACAGAAAAUCCCACGUUCCUGGACUACUUAAAACCACGCUCGUGGUCAUGUCAUAUGAAGAUGUAG
Messenger RNA from Indicator indicator, 1761 nucleotides. RefSeq names its product sterol O-acyltransferase 1 (gene SOAT1). The record is from RefSeq and is a predicted model, not a curated record. Gene Ontology annotation, molecular function: fatty-acyl-CoA binding; cholesterol O-acyltransferase activity; cholesterol binding. Gene Ontology annotation, biological process: cholesterol efflux; cholesterol metabolic process. NCBI's taxonomy places the organism in Eukaryota, Metazoa, Chordata, Aves, Piciformes, Indicatoridae. Gene Ontology annotation, cellular component: endoplasmic reticulum membrane. The coding region runs from base 106 to 1761 and encodes 551 amino acids. The transcript has 16 exons.